Messenger RNA from Dioscorea cayenensis subsp. rotundata (Guinea yam), 1138 nucleotides. Its product is annotated as homeobox-leucine zipper protein HOX6-like. Bases 234 to 788 code for a protein of 184 amino acids. Gene Ontology annotation, cellular component: nucleus. The transcript is spliced from 2 exons. The record is from RefSeq and is a predicted model, not a curated record. Gene Ontology annotation, biological process: positive regulation of DNA-templated transcription. Lineage: Eukaryota; Viridiplantae; Streptophyta; Magnoliopsida; Dioscoreales; Dioscoreaceae. Gene Ontology annotation, molecular function: DNA-binding transcription factor activity, RNA polymerase II-specific; sequence-specific DNA binding.
GAAACAAAAGAAGACUACUCUCCCACGAUAAACAUCUCCAUUGGCCACCUUGUCACCAUCACCAACCCCUCCUUCUCCUCCAUCUCUUUAUAUCUCCCUCUUUGUAUGUUUCACCAAAGUUUUCUAAAAAACCAAAAGAAAAUGAACAAAGUGUUAGAGUGAUCAGUAGUAGCAGUAGUAUGUAGUAGUAGUACUAGCUAGACUUGUAGUAAUAGUAUACACUUUAAUUAUACAUGGAGAGUGAGGACUUUAUCUCUGCAAUAGAGGAUGGAGGAGAAGGGUUUGUUUUCAAGGGGAAUUGCAGUGGGAAUAAAGACAAGAAGAAGAGGUUUAGUGAAGAGCAAAUCAAGUCACUGGAAACCAUGUUUGAGACCCAAACUAAGCUUGAGCCAAGACAGAAGCUUCAGCUGGCUAGAGAACUUGGUCUUCAGCCUAGACAAGUUGCCAUUUGGUUUCAGAACAAGAGAGCCAGGUGGAAGUCUAAGCAGCUUGAGAGAGAGUAUUCUUCUCUUAGAUCUGAUUAUGAUCAACUUCUCUCCAGCUUUGAAGCUCUUCAAAGGGAAAAACAAAUUCUUGCCAAACAGUUGCAGAAGCUGGCAGAGUUGAUAGGGAAGCAGAAAGAAGGGAAUGAGAGUGAGUUGAAGAAUGGGAGCAAAGAAGAUAAGAUGGAGAAGAAGGUGAGCUUUUUCAGUCAGGAAGAAGAAGAAGAAGAAGAAGAAGAAGAAGCCAUGGCUGUUGUUAAUUCUGGUGAGCAAGAGUGGUGGGAGUGUUGGCCUUUGAAUGAGUGAAUUAAUGAAUGAAUGAAUGAAUUGAAUGGGUUGGGAAUGAAGAGAGAGAGAGAGAGAGAGAGAGAGAGAGAGAGAGUUUCCAUGAUCUUCUGAUUAAAAAUGGCAAGCAAAGUGCAAUGAGUGAGAGAGAGAGAGACACACAAAGAGAGUGAGAACAAUGUGAUGUUUUUCUUUUGUGAAUUACUAUGUAUCUAUAUAACUUGUUAAUUUCAUCUAUAUGAGAAUUCACACUGUAUAUAAAUAUAUAUUAUGAAGUGUUUGAUUGUAAUUAUAACAAGUGAAAGAGGAUCUUGUAAGCAUGUAAGCAUGUAAUUAUUGGGGAAAAUACAUAAAAGAAAAGGCUUUUUUUU